AUGCGCAUGCCCACUGUGGCCAACCAGAUCGUCGCCCGCCGUGGCUUCUCCUCGACCCGCAUGCAACUUGCCAGUCCCUACCACUACCCCGAGGGCCCUCGUAGCAACUUGCCUUUCAACCCCUUGACCAGAUUCUUCGCCGUCAGAUACUGGGGCUUCAUGGGUGAGCCUCAAUUCAGAGAGCCAUAG
Messenger RNA from Aureobasidium musti, 189 nucleotides. The record is from the annotation of a GenBank genome assembly. Lineage: Eukaryota; Fungi; Ascomycota; Dothideomycetes; Dothideales; Saccotheciaceae.